AUGUCCUCCACACUAGAACAGUAUGAUAUGCCCGACAUUGACAGCGUUACAUCUAACGUUGGCCGCACGGAGACUGCUGAUGAUUUGAGAAGAGAGCUCACACGGGCAACCACAAGAGACGUCAACACCCCAGAGAACGCCAGGGCCUUCCCAGAGGAGUACACCGUGGAGACAGAAACCGGGCUGGUCAAGACGCAAACCGUCAGGGAGGCCAAAGGGUCUCAGUACAGAGGCGGGCUGGACCCAAAGAAGGUCAACAAGGCCAUAGAGAAGAACAGACGGGCACUACAAGGCGGAGGCGGCUUUUGGAGUAAGCUGAAGAGAAAGAUCGGCAUGUGA
This is a messenger RNA of Williopsis jadinii, 339 nucleotides long. RefSeq lists its product as uncharacterized. Bases 1 to 339 code for a protein of 112 amino acids. NCBI's taxonomy places the organism in Eukaryota, Fungi, Ascomycota, Saccharomycetes, Phaffomycetales, Wickerhamomycetaceae. The transcript has a single exon. The record is from RefSeq and is a predicted model, not a curated record.